CUCAGGAAACGGACGGUUUCAUCAGUGUGGUUUCGGUAUAAGAAUUUUCAGAUCUGUAUAUGACAUAGUUUCUAUGUUUGUUUGUAGUAGUGUGUAGUAACUGAUAGUAUAUGAGUCACGACGCGCGCUGUAGCGCGCCAUUAUACUCUCUAUUCUUCUAUGAAUUGCAUUAUUCGCUGUGGAAACUAUUUUCAAAGUAAAAAACGAUGUACUCAACAGAAAGUAAUAGUAUAAACGAUAGUAACAAAUACAGUGAUGAUGUCGCAGAUGCGUUGGUAUUUUCGGGAAACAGCGUCAGUCCUCUCAAGGGCCCUUUAUUACAAACGGCACCCACAGACCGCUAUGCCCCAUAUUACAACAUGAAUCAUGCAAAACGUGGAUUAGCUAUUAUUUUUAACCAUGAAUUUUUCACUAUUACACAUCUUAAACCAAGAUGUGGAACAAACGUUGAUUGUGAAAAUCUUGUCAAUACAUUUAAAGAUCUUGGUUUUGAAGUAAAUGAUUUUCAUAAUUACACACAUAGAGAUAUAAUGAAAAAUUUAGAAAGAGUUGCUGAUAUGGACCAUUCUGAACAUGAUUGCCUAGUUGUAGCUAUAUUAAGCCAUGGAGAUUUAGGAAUACUUUAUGCUCAUGAUACUUCUUAUAAGCCUGACUCCAUUUGGUCUCUCUUUACAUCUGAUAGAUGUCCUACGCUUGCUGGUAAACCAAAACUAUUUUUUAUACAAGCUUGUCAAGGGGAUAAAUUAGAUGCUGGUACAACAUUAAAAGAACGUACAGAAACUGAUGGUGAAUCAGUUACAACAUUCCGUAUACCAUGUCACGCAGAUUUUUUAAUUGCAUACUCAACAAUACCAGGUUAUUAUUCUUGGAGAAAUACUACUCGCGGCUCGUGGUUCAUGCAAGCGUUGUGCCUAGAACUACGAAAAAAUGGUACUCGUCAUGACUUGUUACAUUUGCUCACAUUUGUUUCUCUGCGAAUUGCUGUUGAUUUUGAAUCCAAUACUCCUGAUAAUAUCACAAUGCAUCAACAAAAACAAAUUCCGUGCAUUACAUCGAUGUUAACUCGUUUAGUAAUGUUUACACCUCCUAAAAAUAAAAUUGUAUAGUCGUUUUAUGCACGAAAGAUUUAUGAUAUAUGAUAUGCUAUAAAGUACAUAUAUAUAUAUAUAUAUGUAUUUUUUAAAUUACAAAUAAUGAUACCCUUCCAAGUAAAUGGGUAUCGCGUUUUUACAUAUUUUACAUUUUACAUCUCAUUCUUUUAACAUUGUUCUCUGUUGUUGUUAGUUUGGAAUAUGUAUCUAUUAUAGAUUCUACAAUCCACAAGGUAUAAAAAGUUAACUUUGCCUGGCCAAAGUCAGCAUUACUUACCGCCAUUUGACAAAGUUCAGGGAAAAUUGAUAGCAAUUUUGCUCAUAUUACAAUGGGUCAUUCAAGAUUUUCCCUGAACUUCUCUGCAUUCUCUGCAUUGAACUGACUCUGCAUUCUGUACUCUUUACUUCUUCUAUUUCCUGCUACUCCCAUUUUCAUUGUACUCAUUUUUUUCUUUCCUCCUCCUUUCUGAAAGAUUAACCCCUUGCCAUACCAUUUAACUCGGAAGAAUCUGGGCCCAAACGUUGCACCCGAAUGGUCGGAAAAGGAGUCGAAGCGGCGGAAACAGAGUGUCAGAACUUGCAACAUGAUAUCGUGUAACUGAAUGCGUAAAUAGUCGCGACCGUGUUUAGAAAAAACAUACCAUUCGAAACAUUCAUAUUUGGCCCGAGAUUAAGACCUCGAGCCUGACUCGUGAUAUUCAGGUUUGACUCAAAAUUCUCAUCGCGAUUCAGACUCGUCAAAGUAUGGCAAGGGAUUAACAUUUUCGUUUCUUCCAUGUUUAAUUCUAUUUUCUUUUUGUUGCUUUACCAACUUCAAUUUGAUAUAUUAUAUGUACAUUAUGUACCUUUAUAGCAUUAAUCAUAUUGUUAUUAGAAGUUCAAAGAUAAUAUUUUACCUGUGCAAAUUUCUACUUGAUGUGACUUCAAUGUAAUGCAUUUAAAUGAUAGCAUUUAUCUUAUAAAAACUGCCAUUAUAUAUUAUGCAAUAUUUGCACAACAAAAUUAUAGCAAUAUAAAGUAGAUUUUAUGCUACAUAUAAAUUUUUGUACUUGUCUAGAUUAAGGAAUCUUACAAAUUUUAUAUCUUUGUAAGAUUGAUAUUUAUAAUAGAAAUUUACAACGAUAAGAUCUCAAGCUAUAAUUUUUAACAGUUUUUAAACAAUUAAGAAAGCUGCAUAGAAUGGAUGUAAUAGUGGUCAUGCAAAAAUUUAAUACAGUAUAUUCAAAACCAUUAUAAGUAAGAUAUAUAAUAAGUACAAAUGAAAAGUAAAAUUAAGACAGCAGUGCUAAAAAUAUAGCUGAAAUUGAUUGCCUUUGUGAUUGCUGCUUUAUGAACAAAAUUUUAUAAGUAAUUUAUAUAUGACCUAUACAAUUUCGACAUUAUAUUUUGAAAAAAGGUAUUUUUUAACCAUUAUAAUGCAAAACAACUUAAGAAAUAUAUAUUUAAUGCCUACUAAAUAUAUUGUACAAAAGUCAGAAGGACAAAAUCUGUGUCUUUUCAUAACAAGCAAUAGUCUAAUCUUAUAUAAAAAAGAAUGAAAUAUUUUCAAGUUAGUAAUAGAUAAAUAUAACUUGCCUGAUUAGAGUAGUUGUGAUUAUAUAAGGUGCAAUUACAACGAAUAUUACCUAUUGUUAAGAGGAUAAAUAUGAAAUAAGCAAGGCAAUUUGCAUAUACUUUUGGAAUUGCUGAUGCACAUAAGGUGUUAUGUUGCUUCAUA
Messenger RNA from Bombus pascuorum, 2808 nucleotides. Its product is annotated as caspase-1-like. Gene Ontology annotation, biological process: apoptotic process; proteolysis. Gene Ontology annotation, cellular component: cytoplasm. NCBI's taxonomy places the organism in Eukaryota, Metazoa, Arthropoda, Insecta, Hymenoptera, Apidae. The record is from RefSeq and is a predicted model, not a curated record. Bases 207 to 1106 code for a protein of 299 amino acids. The transcript has 4 exons.